Molecule: messenger RNA, 1117 nt
Organism: Eleginops maclovinus (Patagonian blennie)
Lineage: Eukaryota; Metazoa; Chordata; Actinopteri; Perciformes; Eleginopidae
Product: homeobox protein engrailed-1-B-like
Exons: 2
Coding region: 241-1113 (290 amino acids)
Biological process (GO): neuron differentiation; regulation of transcription by RNA polymerase II; multicellular organism development
Cellular component (GO): nucleus
Molecular function (GO): DNA-binding transcription factor activity, RNA polymerase II-specific; RNA polymerase II cis-regulatory region sequence-specific DNA binding
Source: RefSeq, a predicted model, not a curated record
GUGUGGAGCAGUGUGCACGAGCAGCUAUAGCAGUCUCACAGUGAGCCACCGACAAUGACGCGCCGGAGCGCAUUUACGCAAACAGGAUGUCCACAGUUUGCUCCUAAUUACACAAACCAAUAUUUCUAAGAUAACAUAACUAUGUUUUAGUGAUUCCUGUUGUCAUAUUGUGGAUAAAAACAAAGGCCCUUGCAGUGGGAGUGGAUUGAGGGAAUAGCCACGUUCUUCAGAGAAGCAGCGAUGGAGGAGCAGAGGGACCCAAACAGCUCGGACAGCAGUGAGGGAGAGAGCGUCUCCCCGGAUCCCAGCCUGCCUUCGCCGCCCAUGCUGCCUCUGCAGGUGGCCCAGCAGGCCAACAGAACCACCAACUUUUUCAUCGACAACAUUUUGCGGCCGGACUUCGGCUGCAGGAAAGAGCACGGCCUGAGCCUGCGUGAGAGGGCGCAGAGCUCCGGCCGGGAACGCGUCCACCCGGCGGUCAGCAGGCCGAGCCUCCCCGGGACGCCGUGCCAGGACUCCAACUGCAGCAGUGACAGCACUUCGUCAUCCGCCUCCUCCACCUCUUUGGCGAGUCCCAAAAAGAGUAACGGCGGCAUAAGCGGAGGAACGGCAGCCUCCUCCACUGGGAGCAGCGGCCUGAAAGCCGAGGAGAGAACUGGCGAUGGGGCCGGGGGGGACACGUCUUCUUCGGUAGUAGUGCUGAGUGGUUCUGGGGGGUCCACACCGGAGAGCCAGCCGCUGCUGUGGCCGGCCUGGGUCUACUGCACCCGAUACUCGGACAGGCCCUCAUCUGGCCCAAGGACACGGAAACUAAAAAAGUCGAAAAGCGGCAAAGAGGACAAGCGGCCGCGCACGGCCUUCACCGCCGAGCAGCUGCAGCGCCUGAAGACGGAGUUCCAGGUGAACCGCUACAUCACAGAGCAGCGGCGGCAGGCCCUCGCGCAGGAGCUCGGUCUUAACGAGUCCCAGAUCAAGAUCUGGUUCCAGAACAAGCGGGCCAAGAUCAAGAAGGCCAGCGGCUUCAAGAACGGGCUCGCACUGCAGCUGAUGGCUCAGGGACUGUACAACCAUUCCACCACCACCAUCCAGGAGGACAAGGAGGACAGCGACUGACCCC